ACGUUGGCUACAUGCGCCGGCGCAGACGACAGUGGAGAGAGCGCACAGAGCCAGGGUUUUGUGAACGCGUGGUGGAUGCAAAAGUUAGCCUACAGGCUGAAAAAUCGGAAGGCUUCGCUGAGAGGUCUUGGGGGGGAAGGGAGGAUAGCUUACGCAGAGAGAAGGCCGAGGAGUACGGCGAAAGUAAGGCAGCGCUGCACGGCUUACAUCGCGCAGGGAGACAGUGGCCGGGGUGUUGUGUGGAGCAGGGCCCUGCAGCUCGCUACGCCGUGCCAGCGGCACUUCUCUGCGAACACAAAGAAUGCUGCUGACAUCGCCUGCUACUGCUGCUACAGUAGCCACCGCCGCGUGUGCAGGCUUGUUGGAGAGUGGCGUGGUUGUUACUUGUUUCGUGUUUCGGCUCCGUUCUUCUUUUUGAGUGUACCGUUGCGAGGCAAAACUCCGCUGCAGCAGACGGGACUUUUUACGAGGCACAGAGAGGCGGAAGAGAGAGAAGGAAAGAAGCAACCCGGAAGGCGGGCCCUAAGGGUCAAGAAGACCAGAAAGCGGGAUCAAAGGAGGACAGAGAAAGGUUGCUUUUGCUGAAAACUGACAAACCAAAGCAAGCGUCAGCAAGCUGAUUAAACUUCAGCCAUGGGAAACUUCUGUGCGGGCAAACAAGCCAAGAAAGAAGCCAAACUAGAGGAGAAAGACAAGCCUGGGGAAAAACAGGAGGAAACUGUCCCACUGGUAGAUGCUUCAGUAGGCAUCGAUGGUGUUAAUGUUGAGGUCAAAGAUGCUGGGGCAACAGAUACUGUGGCCAAUGCUGUGGAGGAGGGAAAAGGGAAGGCCCCUGAUGGCAUGCGCAUUGUCAAAGAUCGGGCCAAAGAGAUUGCCAAGGAGGCAGAGGCUAAGGCUCUGGCCAGGAAACAUGCUGCUGAAGAAGCUGCUAGGAAGACAGAGGAGGAAGCCAAGGUAGCUACCAGCUCCACAGCUGUGGCUGCUGCUGACAUAGCAGCCAGUGCACAAGAGGCUGCCGACGAAACCAAAAAUUUGGUGGAAAGUGAGGCUCAGAAGAAGAAGGAUGAAGCAGUGGCAGCUGCAAGCGCUUUGGCAGAAGCAGCCAAAGAAACCGUGCAGUCAGUGGUGCAAGAAGCAGAAAAGGUAAAGCAAGAAGUUGUUGCUGAAGUUGAAGCUGCCAAACAGUCAGCUGAAGAUGCUGUGGAUUCCACUGUCCUUUCUGCAGAGAGCGCAGCCACUGCAGCACAGUCUGCCAUUGCUGAAUCAGUAACAUCAGCAGAGGAAUCGGCUAAGGCUGCUUCUGACACUGUGCAGACACAGAUAACAGAAGCAGUCCAGUCUACUCAGGCUGUUGCAGAGUCUGCAGCCAGUGAAGUGAAAGAGGAGGUCAGCAAGACUGUUGUUGCUGUGCAGGAGCAAGUGGCUUCUGCAGCAGAUGAUGUCCAAGUUCAUGCAUCUGAACAGGUGCAGGCAGCACAGGAUUCAGUCUCAUCAGCUAGGGAGACUGUGGACUCUGCUGCUGGUGAAGCUGCCAGCAAAGUGGAGGAGGCCUCCACAGAAGCUGUUGAUACAGCACAGGGGAUGACAGAGUCUGUCUCGGAUCAAGUCAAGGAAACAGAGCAGGUGGCAUCUCAGCUGGCAUCUGCUGUACAGGAAGCUGCCCAGGCCACGGCUGAUGACGUCAGCAAUGCUGCAGAUGCAGAGGUACGGGAAGUGCAAGAGGUUGCAAGUGCAGUAGAAGCAGCUGCAGCAGAGGAGGCACAGACUGCCCAGACAUUGGUCACAGAUACUGCUGAAGAGGUGAACAGCAAAACUGGAGCUGCAUUACAAGAAACAAUUAACAAAGCAGAAGAGAGCUUGGAUUCAGCCAAUGCUGAGGCAUCUAAAGCUGCACAGCAGGUAUCUGACAUUUCUCAAGCUGCAGAUGAGGUGGCCAGCUCUGCUGAAGCUGUGGCAGCCAGUAUGGAGGCUGACGUAGCUGAACCUUCAUUGGAGACGGAUGCACAAGACGUUGAUAUUGGCCAAGAGGAAGACAGUAAGCCUGCUGUGUCUGAGAGUCUGCUUGAGGCUGGUAGUGCUUUGGUUCAGCAGGCCAUACAGGCAGGCAUGCAGUCAGUAGCUGAAAAAGUUCAGGAAGCUAUUGGCACCAAGGUUGAAGGUGACUCUGUGCCUCAAGGCGAUGAGGCAGCUGCCAGCCAAGAGGACAGUAGUGUGGGACAGUAUGUGGAAGAUGUAGUUGAAAAGAAUAGCAGCGCUGCUUCGGAGGGGUUGCAGUCAGCUCCAGGACUCUUUGUUCCAAGCAGCGAAAACAACAGACUCUCCGCUCAUGUGACGGCUGUGGAACGUGGUGAGGAAACCAUGCUGCCAUUCAUGAGAGAGACAUGCGUGCGCAAGUGCUCUUUACAAGGAGGAGAGGUAACACCUGAUGAGAACAGCUUGCCUCCCUUUUCAGACGAAGGUUUCUUGCCUCCUCCUCCUGAAGACUUCUCAGCCAAUGAAGAAGAAUUUCUUCCAGAUGCCAUACCGCCUCCUGCCACACCAGAUGAAGAGAUGCUGCAACGGGUGGCAGCUGAGGUCACAAACCAAGCUGUGCAGGAAGCCAUACGAUUGGUGACUGAGAACGGCCUGGGCAGUUCUCCUUCAGAUGAUAAUGACAACAGCCAGGUUGACUUGCCUUCCCCUCUGUCAUCUUCAGCUGCCUCUCCAAGCGAUGAAGCGUCUUCCAAUCAAGCUGUAGCAGGCUCAGAAGACAACCUGAUAGAUGUCAUUGAUGAUCUCUCAGCUCUGCCUCCACCCAUCGCCCAGUCUCCUCCAGCCGACAUUGUGCCUUCACCCUUGUCCCCACUUAGUCCCUUAGAACCCCUAUCCGGUGUGGAUCCCAAGUCCACUGCUGACAAAAUAACCAUCCAAGAAGCCCCAGCAGCACCUUUGGUAGCCAACGGAAAUGAAGAAGUUUCAGAAGUAGACUCUCAAAAACAAACAGAAGCAUUGAUAUGAAAGAUGAUGAGCACGACUGACCAGUGAAAGAAAGAGCGCAAGGAUGUGUGACCAUUUUGUACAUAUGUGAAAUUACUCCCCCUCCCUCAUACGCUCACUCUCUCUCCAGUACUGUACUGCACCAUCUUGAUCCCUGUGCUGUCAAAAAUGUUAGUAUUCUGAAAGCAGCAGAUAUGGACCAUUUUGUUGCCAACCAUUCAAAACAAAAAAAAAAUCCAAAUACUUCUAAGAGCAGACUGUGUGGCACUUGAUCAAAGAAGCAGGGACUAAAUAAAGUGUGACAGGUCAUGUGGAUUACCUUCAGAGAUACUGUGAAACAUCUUUGGAUUAUGGAGCUAAAGAAGUGAGGAUCCUAGCUGUCUUCAAAGUAUUAUAGGUCUUGAAAUGUACAUGGUUUUUGCUUGUCUAAAUGACAAGUCAAAAUGUUCCUUUCUUAGGGGAGAGUAUUUGUGUUUUCAUGCACUAAGUGGUUGGUUCUUUGAUACCGGGAAUGUCCAGUAAAGUUAGCCUUUUUACUUAUCACCAUUUGUUUCUCAUUAUCCAAUGCCAGUAGUGGCCAAAGAAUGAGUAAAGUUUUGCAGAACAACAACCCCAGAAACAUCGACACCAUGCAGUGAUGAUUGCAGGUUAAAGACAACAAAACUAAUGAGUUUUGUGGAGACGGUUUUUAUUUUUAUAUGCAGGCUAUAUUGUGCAUAAAGUUGAGGGCAAAGCAAAAUAGUUUGAUCUGACCACCCUGAGUUGGCGCCCUCUGUGUGGUCUGUUAAAAGAAUGUGGGUACUGUAGCUGGUGUAAUUUCUAAAAGAGUGCACAGGUGGUUUGAAAUUGCAGCACCUUAAUGAAUGGCUUUUACUGGUGUCAUUUUCAUUCAGACAUGGAAUGGGAUGUAUUUUACAAUAGCAUUUGCCUAGCUGGAGUAGUAAUGGGGGCUACUAAUAUCAAGCUGUCAGUUCCCAAAUGCUCAAGAAAAAAACUAUUGCUGCCUAGCUUUCUGUCAAGAGCAAGUUAGAAACAAUUUACGCAGUGGGAAGGUUUUAAAAUGCUGAUUAAUCCAACAUCAUUAUUCCAUUGAUGAAGCCAACACAGCAGUCAACCUGUAAAGCUGUAACUUCCUGUAUCUGUCCAUAUUUUUCUAUUAUAGUUUUAAAUGACAAAGAGGAACCUCCAGGCUGCCAAUUUAGUAGGUGCUGUAAAUCAUCAAAGCCAAGUGCAGGCAGGAAUGGAGAUUUGUGGGCUCCAAAAUGCCUAGACAGUUAUUGCUGUUGCCGUUGUGGUUGUUUGAGGAUUUCAUGUUGACAAGUUUCAGGGUUUUUUCUCUCCUUUUUCUUCCAUCACUACAUCAAUGUGUCAACCAAUUAACCUUGUCCUCUGCCCUGUCCAGAAUGUAUGUGGCAGAUGGGAAAUCACACUGUUGCAGUGCUUCUUAGCGUUGUGUUUAUGUAUCAUACCAUUUGAUAAUCUUCUGCCUUGAGUAUUUAACAGUGUAUACUGUAUUUUGUACUGAUGUGCUUGUAGCUUGACUAUAUACCGGUCUGCACUAUAUAGUCUUACACUCUUAAUAUGUUCCACAUGUUGGGAUAAGGGAUAUCCCACUUAUUUUUAACUUUUUUCAACUCUUUAUACAAAAUUCUUGAGAUAUGAGGGGAAGGACAGAAGCAUGUGCAAUGGAGUAAAAGUAUGCUUGAAUGUACUUGUUUGACUGAUGUAUUUGAUGGCAUUUACAGAUGAUCAUCCCUGAAAUUACUCCUAUAGCUUGUAAAUUAUAGCUUAUGUCCUGCCCCCCAAAAAUAAAAGUAGCACCAAAAGCAUUAAGUCUUCAAAGGGCCAGUCACUCAGAAUUGAAGUCUAGCUGGUUGCAGCUAGUGACCAUCCAGCUGGUUUCAAUCACCAGCAUAAAAGUUUGGUUGCCAUAGCAGCCUCAUUUAUGGAUAUUUUGAAGACUGUUGCUGAGAUAAUGCCAGUUGUUGCAUUCAUGUGCACACAUGCUUGCACACAGUCAUUUGCCAAUGAGUUGUCUCAGUCAAUAUUUUUUAAUUACACAAUUUUGAGGGUGGUUAUAUAUGCAUUACUUCUGUAAUUUCACCUUUUAGAAAUUGAUGGUAGGGAUACAGAAUAUUUUCAUUUUUAACACACAUUUAUGUGCUUAUUUGCAAUCUAUCUUCUUAUUGAUCAUGUGGAUAUUUGAGAUUGGAAAAUCUUCUUUAAGAAAAUGCAAGUACAUUUUGGAGUAAGAACUAGCCAGAGAAGCAUAUAGGAUGGUUUUUUUUUUUUUUAAAGGUGAUUGGAAUAUAUCUGAUGCACAUUCUUUUUACCAGAUUCAGCCACCUGAUAGUUUACACCCUUUAAAAGUUUGCAGACUGUACAUCCCUGUGCCCUCCCUUGAUAUUAAUGGCUUUGAAAGGUGUUGGAACACAGGGAGCUCAGGAUGUCACAAAUGUUAGGUGUAACAUAGCAGCAUACAUGUUCUUGGAUGCCCAUGUGAAUUCAGUUUUUUUUUAAGUGGGGUCUGCUGUGGAACACUAAAAAAUCAAACUAGAAAUUAGAGCUUGAUGCUUUAGUUGUUGAUGAAAAGAAAAAAAAGUUUUUUCCAUGCCUCUCUUGUGAAAUUCUAAAGACAAGCCACCCACACAUGACCUUGACUUUUGUACAUGUAUUUUUUUUGGCUGAGCCAUUCCCUUUAUUCUGAACAGUGCAUUCUUGUCUGGAAACGGUACAGUGCAGCACUACUUGAGGAUCAAACCCUAUUUUUCCAGGGCAGAAGGCCACAACCUUUCUAGUAAUAAUCUCUUGACUUAUUUUAUCAACAUCUUGUGGUGUUGCUUCUAGAUUUGUGUUGCAUCAGUUGAUGCUGGUGAUCUCCAGAAAGACAGCUACUUUUAGGAAUUGAUAGUGCAAGAAUAUUUGAACACUAAAAUGUCAUGUGGAUAUGUUAGCAUUUAUUUUUCUGAGAACCACUUCUGAGUGGCUUGUUUUUUGUUUUUUAAAAAAGGAGAAGUACAUUGCUUGGUAAUUACAUUUUAUUGACACAGCAGAGUUCAUUUAGUGUUAAGUGGAAGUGGUGACAUGCUAAAAAAAAAGUUGCAUUCAAAUCCAUCUUUGUGAGCAUCACAGGUGUGCACAGAAGGUUCAAAGAGAAGUCUGUAUCCCAAACAUAAUGCAUUUUACAGUUUUAUAAAAUUAUGGAGGUUCUUUGUUUACCUUGUGAAUUUCAAAUCUCAAGAUAUCUAAUAUUCCGAACCUUGACAAAGGUGAUAGAGGCAGAUAUUUGUAACUGAUCCUGUCCAUCAUAUUUUUUUUCCUUCUCAAUCACAUACUGGCCUUUCAUGUUGUUGCAUGGCAGGUCCAUUGAUUAAUCAUUAGUAAUAUCUUUAUUAGGUGUAGAUAUGUGUAUGUGUGUGCAUGCAUGUUUGUAAUGAAUGUGAAGGAAGAUUGCUGUCCUACAAAUUAUUUGCACCACAAUACACAGUGUUUGAUGUAGAUGGAAAUAACAAUGGUUUUUUGUAACCACACAAAAUUUCUUCCUGGUAAUUGAGAAUUAUUAUUCUGUACACAUGUAAGGAUAUACUGCUCUUAAUAAGGCAUAAUAACUGUGUGCUACUGUUAAGCUUUACUAUUUCUCUUGCUCAGUUCUGUAGCCAAUGAAAUGCUUAUAGCAUUUUGAACAUUUAAUAGAUUUUUGUUAGAGUAAAACUGGUUAACAUUUUAUAACUUCAAUAAACAGUAAUUGUUAAAGCUUGCCAUAACUUUAUCUGCUCCAAAGCCUUGCAUGCCUUCAGUAAUUCCUGCACUUAGAAUCAUUUUCUCAUUAGAGCUCCCUUCAGACAAGGUCAUGUUUAGGUGACCUUAGAUGAAAAUUUUUCCCUGAGAAACUGCAAGCAAACCUUAAGAGUGUGUGUCUAUUCGAAAAAACAGAGGAAGUGUGUCUACCAGUUGUAGUGCAGUAGUUAAAAUAGGGACCUAAAAUGGUGGAUCUUAGAAUAAUUUACAUUUACGUGGUACAAGUGUGUUUUGCAUGCACACAUACAGGAAGUCCUAGGAGAAAGUCACAAGCAACUGCAAUGUCUCCACCUUAGCUAUAGCUACAUUAGACUUGACAUACUAUGCAAAAUUGGUUAAAGCAUUAAGAGAUAACCCAUAUUUUUAUAUAAAAUUUUGAAAUGAUGCUAGGUCUCAGAUUUUGUAAGAAUGUUUUUUUUUCUUAAAAUGUACCUGACCGCAGCAGCAUUAAUCAGAUAUAGGGUGGGUUAAUUUUUAUGAAACCAUAUAAUUUUUUUCUUUGAUGAAAUGUUUCUUUUCAGUAAGUGGAGUAAGGGAAGCAACUGCAUGUGCUUGAGAAAGUUUUUUUUAUAAUUAUUUUUGUGUGGAUUUAUAUACAUUUUUUUUCUUGUUAUUAGUGGGCUAAUUCAUGAGAUGGAAUGUUCUAGUCAACAUGGAAAAAAAAGAAGCACAUUGGAAGCUGCUCUUAAACAUUAUUUAGUACUUGUAGAAAUGCAUAAUUUAGCAUAUGCCUGUAUUACAUGUUUUCAUCAUGCCUGGCGCCACCAUAAACUAUGUAUGCUAUGAUUAAUCAAGUGAUAGGGUAUUUUUUACUAUAACAUAAAAAUGUUGUUUGUUCCCUUUUCACAUUUUUGCGUUCUCUAAAUUAUUUCCUGCAAUCUCAUUAGCUUCAACUCUACAUCUAUAGUCUUUGAAACAUAAUGGAUUAAAAUCAAACAUUUGAAUAAUUUUGUUUAUAAAGGAGGUAUUGCUUGAUAUAGUAUUAAAACAUCUAAUACUUUGGGAAAUAAAGGUAAUGCCAUUUUGCGGCCCAUCUUCACUGUUAUUAAGACUCUUCACCACAUAAUCAUUCUUACCACAGAGUUUCCAUUUGAUUACAGCUGUUUCUACAUCAUGUAAGGGUCACUUUAGGUAUCCUGCCAAAAUACCAUCCGCUUUUCUUUUGUACUUCAUGUUCCUCUGCAUUUUGUAUUGUGUAAUUUUUGUAUAUUCAUUAUUGGCUAUUGUCUUUCUACUCACUGAUAUUGUUGAUACAGAAAUGCUAACUAAUCCUAACCCUGUCCAUGUCACCCAUUGUUAUUAACUUUGCUGUGAAAUAAAAGAAACAAUAAUCCAA
Messenger RNA from Pomacea canaliculata, 8110 nucleotides. RefSeq names its product kinesin-like protein K39. The transcript has 2 exons. NCBI's taxonomy places the organism in Eukaryota, Metazoa, Mollusca, Gastropoda, Architaenioglossa, Ampullariidae. Bases 634 to 2997 code for a protein of 787 amino acids. The record is from RefSeq and is a predicted model, not a curated record.